Messenger RNA from Thlaspi arvense, 486 nucleotides. Lineage: Eukaryota; Viridiplantae; Streptophyta; Magnoliopsida; Brassicales; Brassicaceae. The record is from the annotation of a GenBank genome assembly.
ACAUCAAGACUACUAUCACCAAGGACCUUACUACUCCGAAGGCGAAUCUCGGGGAUUAAAGGGGACUAUCGAGAGGGAUUGAAUGGGAUAAACAGCUCGGUGAUAAUAGAUGGAGGAGAUUUCAACGAUGCAAAGGCAUAUAAAGACAGUAAAGUCUGCAACAUAUUGACGAUGCAAGAGUUUCAUAAGCGUUUCCAUGAAGAAACUGACAUCACUUUCACUUCCCUUGACCUUGAGCAUAUUCCUCUCUUCCGUUCCCUCUUCCCUCCAUUUCAGAAAUACAUCACCAAAGGUUAUGUCUCAGAGAUAGAGGCUGGCAAAAAACUUGCUCUGGUGGUGAGUGAUCCGGGCUUGACGAAGUUGGGAGUGUACUGGAGCUGGAACAAGACCUCGUCUUCAUUCGAGAAUCCGUUGUCUCAAGAAGCUAGUGAUGUCGAGAUGGCUCGUAAGGUCUGGGAACUCAGCGAGAGGGCUUGGCCUAAAAUU